CCGGGAGAGGAAACACUUUUCAUAAUGUAAAAAUUAUUGUCAGGCCACACUCCCUCUUCAUCACCACCAUGGAGCUACUCAGUGUGUCUCUGACGCUCUGCACCAUUCUGACUCUGAGCCAAGCCAUGCCACUCAACUCCUCCGUCUCCAGGCACAUGGGUCAGUGUGAGUACAUCAUGCAUCACAGCUUCGACACGAUGGGAGCGUACGUCCCGCAGUGCGACGCCAACGGGAACUUCCUGCCGCAGCAGUGCUCGGGGUCGACCAGGUACUGCUGGUGCGUCAACGUCAUCACUGGAGAGGAGAUACCCAACACAAAGACGCCGCCGGGGAUCAUACAAGUUGACUGCUACAGGGAUUUCUACUGCCCCUACGGCUGGUCCCGCUUUGGAAAACGGUGUUUCACCUUCAUCAACAGCCCAAAGACAUGGGUUGAAGCUGAGAGUUACUGUCUGUUUGAACGUGCUAACCUAGCAUCCAUCCACAGUUACGAGGAGAAUCAUUUCAUCCAGGCUCUGACCAGAGGAGACACCUUCGAUUUCCCUGAAACCUGGAUUGGAGGCUUUGAUGCCAUACAACACUCUGUUUGGAUGUGGAGCGACGGCUCCAAGUUCUACUACAACAACUGGUACACGGACUACAACGUUGAAAGAAUGGAGAAGUGUCUGAUGAUGAAUUAUGGAUAUGAGCAUAACUGGAACUACGCCUCCUGCAAUGAAAGUCUCCCUUUCGUUUGUGCCAAGAGGAUCUGAACUCAGACCUGACUCUGCUGCACCCGACAGCUGGAGUGACGUUUCCUCUCAUUCCAUUCCUUGUUUUUGUUAAAUAUCAUCAAUAAUAUUACGCACACACAUAGCUUUUAGAGGUUUUGUUUUGUCUUUUAGAGGUUAAUUUUGUUUGCAAAGAUGUGACUUCCCCAGAUGUGGCCCGAGUCUAACUAAUCCACCAGCAAAUAUUUGAUCCAGAUGAAUCCAUCUGAUUCGGGGCUAACCAGUCUUACCCGUCUCAUAUCUGGACCAGUGUAUAACCUUUUAAGUACUAAAUUACUUUUUUUUUUUUUAAAUGUGUCAAUAAAAAUGUACAACACUGAACUGUGAAAGCAUUUGUCUCACAAAAUAAGGACAUUUUCUACAUACAUGGACGACACAAUGAGUUUCAAACUAAAAGUAUGAAUGGUGUAAACAGAACCUGGUAUCUGGUAUCUAUU
This is a messenger RNA of Thunnus maccoyii (southern bluefin tuna), 1207 nucleotides long. Its product is annotated as ladderlectin-like. The transcript is spliced from 6 exons. Gene Ontology annotation, molecular function: signaling receptor activity. The coding region runs from base 69 to 752 and encodes 227 amino acids. The record is from RefSeq and is a predicted model, not a curated record. NCBI's taxonomy places the organism in Eukaryota, Metazoa, Chordata, Actinopteri, Scombriformes, Scombridae.